AUGGGCUACAUCAACCGACGCAGCACGGUGAAGAGCACAUUCGAGCAGUCGAGCUUGAAAAUUACCUGCCUUUGGAGAAGAAACCAAGACUCACUUAAAAUUUCCAAAAUGGAUCUAUCUGCACUUAACAAAAUUGCUGAGCACGAGUUCUUGUCCAAGAAGAAAGCCACGGACUUAGAAAAAGAUCAUGCAUACAUGGUGACUGCGCUCAAGGAAGUAAAGACGAGAUUCGGCACGAAGAUCGUAGCCGAGAUCGAUGACAGCUUUCAAAUAUUUCUUCCAGAAAAGAUCUCAUCAGCAAUUUUGAAAGAUCAAGAACUUUUCAAUAAUCUCUCUAACACAAUAGAUAAAAGUAAAAAUGUUGGUCUGAGCAGUGUCAUGAAAGGAUUCAUUUCAUUUAAUUUGAAUCAGAAUGAUAUGCUGGAGAAUGCAGGCUGGCUUGGUAUUCAAGACAAUAUCAAAUCGGUCGUAGAUGACAAGGGAAAUUUUGACGUUGCGAUUCCACUGAGUAUGAUCUUGGGUUUUGCAAAAGACUAUAAAAAGAUUAUAGUUAAUAUGAAGCAUGAGCUCAUUCUCACAAGAUCGAGAAGCGACUUGAACUUAAUAAUCCAGGAAGGUACUGUAGCAUCUGGUGUAACUACUUAUGAAGAUUACGAAGUAAAAGUAUCAAAGAUAGAGUGGUUGAUGCCAUAUGUUGUUGCAUCUGAUAAACAAAAAAACCAGCUAUUGAAUUUCAUUGCCUACUGUCUGAUCUUACACGAUCGCAUCGUUCAGUACAAUCCUAUUAGUGGAGAUGUCAAGAAGCUCGUCUAA
Molecule: messenger RNA, 813 nt
Organism: Nasonia vitripennis (jewel wasp)
Lineage: Eukaryota; Metazoa; Arthropoda; Insecta; Hymenoptera; Pteromalidae
Exons: 4
Coding region: 1-813 (270 amino acids)
Source: RefSeq, a predicted model, not a curated record